This is a messenger RNA of Helianthus annuus (common sunflower), 1070 nucleotides long. RefSeq names its product transmembrane protein 70, mitochondrial. Lineage: Eukaryota; Viridiplantae; Streptophyta; Magnoliopsida; Asterales; Asteraceae. The record is from RefSeq and is a predicted model, not a curated record. The coding region runs from base 78 to 815 and encodes 245 amino acids. Gene Ontology annotation, cellular component: mitochondrial membrane. The transcript is spliced from 2 exons. Gene Ontology annotation, biological process: mitochondrial proton-transporting ATP synthase complex assembly.
CUUUACAAAACCCUAGAUAAGCAAGCGUUGAGGAAAGAAGAUCUGUGAGACCAAAAUCGAGUUUGGAUUCACCAAAAAUGGCAAGAUCGAUUCUACUUCAGCUGGUCCGAUCACAAACAACCUACCAUCGGACCUCCUCUAAGCUCCUCACAGGUUUCUAUCCCCAUGGAUUUGGAAGAUGUUUGACUCAGAAAAGUCAAACUGCCACUCAUGACUUCCUUCCUGCAAAACAUCUUUCGUUUGUACAGAGACGAUGGGCGUCUCAAUCUGCCGCCACUGAAGAUACCGGCAAGAUCACCAUUGGACCUCCUAAAGGUCUAGAUUCAGAAAAAGACGAUAAAGAUUCAGGAGUCGUCUACUACGGGCCAAUAUCAAACACCAUAAAGAAAGUCAAACUUCUUUCACUAUCCACCUGCUGCCUUUCCGUAUCUUUAGGACCCGUAAUCACCUUUAUGACCUCACCCGACAUGAACGUGAUCUUGAAAGGUGCAGUUGCAUCGUCUGUUAUAUUCUUGAGUGCUUCCACUACUUUGGCCCUUCAUUGGUUUGUGAGCCCUUACAUUCAUAAGCUGAGGUGGCAGCCUGGUUCAGACACGUUCGAGGCCGACAUGAUGACGUGGCUAGCAACCUUCGUGACUAAAACUAUUAAGUUUUCUGACAUUAGGCUACCGCAAACUAAUAGGCCUUUUGUGACGUUUAAGGCUAAUGGCGAAUUUUAUUUUGUGGAUGCUGAUCACUGUCAUAACAAGGCGCUUUUAGCAAGAUUAACACCGACAGCAAAGGCGACACAAGAUUCGGCUCUCAAGAACUUGUGAUGUCAAUACGCUAUGAUUUGAUUUGCUUUCGGGAAGUGAAAUGGAGAUGGUGGGUUUCAAAUAUUGAGCCUUUAGAAAUAAAUUUGGAUACAAUACUGUUUUGAGAAUUUACUUUUAUUUUUUAGAAUGUGGGUUUUAUUUCUUUUGUUGUCUCAUGUCUGCAUGACUAAUAAGUCAAAUUUUGGAUCUGUGUAUUUACUUUGCUUGUGUUUCCGACUAAUGUAACCCUUAUACGGGGCGUUUUCCCACACUAAA